AUGGAAGCCAUGUGCCAUGGAGGAGGCAUUGUCCAAGCCCUAACCACUCAUGUGUACGGAAAUGAAACUCAGACGUUGGUUCUUGCUCAUGGGUUUGGUGCAGACCAGACAAUUUGGCACUUCCUCAUCCCGUUUCUUGCAUGCUACUUCAAGGUUGUGGUUUUUGACUCGGUUUACUCUCCAAAUGUUGAUCCCAAACUCUAUGAUCCGAAAAGGUACUCGAACUUCAGUGCUUACGCAGAAGACCUGCUCUGCCUUCUUGAUCAUCUCAAUGUUAAAAGGACUGUAUAUUUGGGCUCCAUGGCUGCCAUGGUUGGAUGUAUCGCUUCUGUUCAAAGACCACAACUCUUCCAGCACCUUAUCCUACUAAGUGGCUCUCCCAGGUACCUCAACACCACAGCAUACACCGGAGGCUUCACCAGACCACAACUGGAUGCGCUCUUCAACCAAAUAGGGAACAACUUCACAAGUUGGGUUCCAAGUUUUUCCCCAACACCAAUAGGUGUAAACGACACAAGUGCGAUCACCGAGUUCGAAAACAGCUUGGGAAGAAUGAACCCUAGGAUUGCUGUAAGGGCAGCUAGAGUUGUGUUUCUGAGCGACCUCAGAAGAAUUUUGCCACAAAUUAUUGUUCCUAAUAGCAUAAUCCAGUCCAGAAAAGAUUUUAUCGUUCCGAAAUCGGUUGCAUUUUACAUGAAGAAGAAGCUUGGUGGUCCUGCAGAAGUCAAGAUCCUAAACACAGAAGGCCAUUUUCCUCAGUUGACAGCUUACCUUCUGCUCUUAAAAGUUCUCCAAAAACUUCACAUCAAACAGAUAUGCAUACAUAGAAAAGGUUUAAGAGAAGGGAUCCUAUUAGCCAAAUCGGAAAUGUUUAAGACAUCUAAUUGA
Molecule: messenger RNA, 888 nt
Organism: Pyrus x bretschneideri (Chinese white pear)
Lineage: Eukaryota; Viridiplantae; Streptophyta; Magnoliopsida; Rosales; Rosaceae
Product: strigolactone esterase D14-like
Exons: 3
Coding region: 1-888 (295 amino acids)
Source: RefSeq, a predicted model, not a curated record